Lottia gigantea (owl limpet) is the source of this 663-nucleotide messenger RNA. RefSeq lists its product as hypothetical. Gene Ontology annotation, molecular function: neuropeptide receptor activity. Lineage: Eukaryota; Metazoa; Mollusca; Gastropoda; Lottiidae. The transcript is spliced from 2 exons. The record is from RefSeq and is a predicted model, not a curated record. Gene Ontology annotation, cellular component: plasma membrane. Gene Ontology annotation, biological process: neuropeptide signaling pathway. Bases 1 to 663 code for a protein of 220 amino acids.
AUGGAUGAUUUCUUAGUUUUAUGGAUGUAUUGGAUUAUAGGGGGAUUCUGGACAGCCUUGCCACCAGAAUUAUACACAAUAUGGGAAGCCUAUCCUUGGAUAUUCGGAGAACCGUUCUGUAUUUUCAAAUCUUUCCUAAUGGAACUAACCGCAUACGCCUCGAUCUUAACGAUUACAGCCUUUACGUGUGAACGCUACGUAGCUAUAGUUCACCCAAUGAGAGGACAGAAAGUGUCGGUGUUAUCACGUGCCGUGAAAGUGAUAGUGUUUAUAUGGAUAGUAUCCGGAUUGUGUGCGCUUCCUUACCCUAUACACACUCGGAUAUAUCAUUUUGUGACUGACCCUCGUAAUGGGCAACCCAUCCGUGAUUCGUUACUGUGUAACAUACCCUAUGAAUGGGUACAGAAGAUGACGUACAUGUUUCAGAUUUCCACCUUUGUGUUUUUUGUGAUACCAAUGACUGUGAUAACCGUGAUGUAUAUUCUAAUCGGGAUGAAAUUACAUCAGAAAGAAAAAAUAACCUCCAAUGUGAACAAUCCAUUGGUGGGAAAAACUGCGGCUGCUCGAGCGAGAAAAGCAGUUUUGAAAAUGUUAGGUGGGUACAAUAGUAUUUUUUCAAAGCAUUUAGAUUCGUAUUUCUUGUAUUAUUUCUCAUCAAUGUAA